GUGUCUGUGGUAACUAGGGACGACCAACAAUCACCUUCCACCGCAGAAUGAGAAAAAUUAUAGAUUUUACUUCUGAUUUAUGUAUUUUCUAUUUAAUAAAAGUGCACAUUUCAUGCGAUUAUUUAUUCAAACAUUAUAAAGCAAAAAAAAUGUUUUACCAAAACUACAUAUCUGGUAUUCGCCCACUUAGUGAAUGUAGCAUGUCGUUGCCAUAGUUACAGCGUUUCGUCUGGAGCCAGGCAGAGGGAUUGUUGACAUGGGAAGUUGUCAAGCUUUCCACAACAAUAAAUAGCUAGCCAGCUAGAUAACAAUGCCGCAUGUCACAUGCAACGGGACUUUGAUCCUUUGAAAGUGUUUACAGAAACUUGCAAGUUUUUAUAGAAACUGUCAAAGAAAAAUGGCAGACAUUCUCAAACACUCAGAUGAGCUUGGAAACGUUUUAGUCCAGGUCCAGGAUGAUUUGAGACAGCUGAAGCGUAGUCUUGGCCGUAUCACCUUCCAGGAGAAGGGAGAAUCCGUGGACCUCCAGGCUUUGGACACUGCCAUCCGCAGGACAGAGAGUGGGAUCAGGAGGCGUGCAGAGCAGUUUCAGAAGACAGUCAAUAGGCAGGUACUGAUACUUCCCAGCAUUGAAGACCUAGAGAAGAAGAAGGCAGAUGUACAGAUUCCCAAAUGGAGGCCCCCUCUGGAGAGUAUCCCACGCAUGCAUCAUCAGAGAGGUCAGAGUGUGGGGGCUUCACCUGGGGAGAAGCACAAGGCAGCGUUGGCCAUGCGUCUGCUGUAUAAUCCAAUUCAUCCAAAGAACAGGACUCUGAUGCACCAAAACUAUGGAAUUCAGCUUCCUGGUCUACGUAAGAGAUCGGCUACGAUAGGGCCCACUCAAAGGGUAGUGACUGGUCCCACAGUGGGCAGUCUGGCUAUAGUGCCAGGUGGAGCAUGCAACAAUCUGUACCUGGUACCACCACUGUCUGAAGAAGACAUGGCAGCAGGCAUUGCCAGUCUACUGGAGAAAGGUUUACCAUCCACAGCUACAGAUCUGUUCUGGGCUCCUGUCCGACCCGCGGCUGCUCCGUUACACCGUAGAGAAGAGAGCUGCUCCUCCAAGAUGGCCCUGCCAGAGAAGACAUGGCGGGGUCAGAGGGACUUGAUCUGGGGCAAGGAUCCUGACCUCUCCCACGGUCACGGCAGAGCACGCCGGUCCACCUGGACCAUCCACACCCCGCCCACCUCCGCCAGCUCCAAGAGCUCCGAACACAGGCAAAUGACCCGGCUUGCACCCCUCAACCCCCAGUGUCUCCCUGCUCUGGCUUCCACAUCCAUCAGUAAGUUGUCCUUCACCAUCCUGGAGGGCCACAUCAAUCCCAUGGCCCCAGACUUCUGCCGCUUCAAGCAGCACUACUGUCUGUGCUGGGGCCUGCUGGUGGAGGUGCUGUUGGGGCUGGAGAGUCUUCUGAGGCAGUAUGCUGUCCCCAUGGCCAGGGUCAACGGAGAGAGCCUGGUACAGCUGGCACAGAGCGGGGAUCUGGACUGGGCCGUAGGAAGAGGAGGCGUUAGCUCGUUGGAGCGUCUCCUCUCGGCGAUGGAGAACAGAGAGGAGGUUUGGGACCUGGUGUACCGACCAGGGCAGCGCUACCGGGGAGAGGGAGGCGCGGAGGCUGCCGCGGUACGGAUCCAGAGCUGCUGGAGGCGCCACCGGGCCCGUAACGCCUACCUGCGCCACCGACACAGGAAGUGGGCGGCUGGGACCAUCGCUAUCUCCUGGCUGAUGCACGCUCAACUGGGCCGCGUCAGGAAGGGACUGCAGGAGAGCAGGAGGACACACCUGGAUAACUACCGCAUCAGGGGCCAGUAUCUGUCAGCCAACUGGAAACACAUCCAGGCUUCCAGAAGGACCAUCAUACACAUCCCAUCAUUAGGUUACUCCCAGCUGCAGCGUUUCAGCCUGAAGGGUUUUGACAUCCUGCAGAACGUCCAGAUGGGACGACUGUGUGAUGUCAGAGAUGAGAACGUGCAGGUGAUCUAUGUGUCUCCUGUGCGUCUGGGAGAUGACCUGUUCCAGUAUUACACCAGACUGCUGGGCUUGCAACAGAGAGGUCAGGGAGGACCCCAGGAGGCCACGGGAGGACCCCAGGAGGCCACGGUAGACCCAGGGGGCGGAUGGGGAGGAGGGGCCAGGACAACCCAGGCCUCCUGUACGAAACGCUUCACCAUCCUCACUCCUGAUGCUCUGGAAGACUUCCCGACCCACAACAUGUGUCUGUCCACGCUGUUAAAGUACAGCCCUCGAACCCUACGACGAAUCCGUAACCUGAUCCAGGGUCAGCAUGCCUACAUGGUGGGCGGUGUGGCCCACUUAGAUGACCUGGCAGUGGCUGAUGAGCUGGGGGUUCCCCUCCUGGGGCCAGAACCUGCUGUGGCCCGACUCUACAGCACCAAGUCCGGAGGCAGGAGGAUCUUUACUGGCGCAGGGGUCACCGUGCCCCCAGGACAGUGGGACAUAUACUCCUUACAACAGCUCCAUGAAACCCUGGCCCAGCUGAUGACAGACCACAUGGAGGUGAGGCGCUGGCUCUUCAAGAUGGACUCUGAGAUGGGUGGGCGGGGCACAGCAUACUGCGAUGUGUCUCACCUGAACUGCUCUACCUGGGCUCAGCAGGAGUACAGCCAUCACAGUCCUGAACGCUGGCGGAAGGCCUGGGCUCAGGAGCCUGUUCUUAUUAAGUACCUGGAGGAGGUUCCAGAGUGGUUAUCCCGCUAUGCCCAGCCUGUUAAAACCUCCUGUUACCCCACCUGGGCCUGUUUCCUGGACACCUUCCUUAGACAAGGUGGUGUAGUGGAGGGAUAUCCUCCCUCGGACAGUGUUACCUGUCUAACAGUAGACCUGCUCCUGCAGCCAGACGGAGAGGUCACCAUGCUGUCCUGUGGAGACCAACUCCACGGCCCCAGUGAGUUGGAUACGGCGGGAUCCUCAGUGCCUCAGACCUCUGUGUGUCCUGAUGCCCUGCACACCCUCUGUCUCCGCGUGGGACAGGCCUGUCUUCAACGCCACAUCACCGGACACGUCUCUAUAGACCUGGCCACCUUCCUGGACCCUAGGACACUGGAGCAGCAGGUGUGGGCGGUGGACCUGGACCUAAGUUAUAGUAACCAGUUGGCCAUGACCCAGCUGAUGCUCUUGGUGACGGGAGGAAAGCUGGACUGCCGGACGAGUCGUCUGGAGGUCGCCAAGCCCUUCCUGCUCCAGAAAGGAUCCAAAGACACUGCUCUCCCAGCGGUGGCCAGUCACUAUGCUGUCCUGGGGAGCCGGCUGCUCCACACCAAUCUGUCCAUGGUGCACUAUAGUGUCUUCUUCCAGAUGUGCAAGGCUCAAGGCAUCGGCUUCGACAUCAAGGAAAAGCAAGGCACUGUCUUUGUUCUCCAUGACAGCUGUGAGAGAUACAGUCUGGGAAUGGUAACCGUCAGUGACGACCUCCAGGGCGCCUUGAUGACCUUUGCUCGUAACCUGUCCGUCAUCCAUCAGGAGGUAUCAGCUCCCAACAUGCAGGGAGAGACUAACUUUAAGGAUCUGAUUAGGGACAUAGAAGAGGUUUUGGGAAUUACAAUCCAGAAUAAAUCCCAGGUGACCAAAGAAGAAGAGGAGACUGUUGCUGUCGCUGUCCGGACUAAACUGGAUCACUGACCCUCUCUCCCACACACGCACACGCACACACACACACACACACACACACAACUAGGAUGACUUGGUCACUUUAUGGAAGAAAUGCGGCCGUUUUGAUCAGAUCUCAAUGCCAAUUAUUCCAACUGAUAAUUUUAGACCCUAUUAUCUAUUUCUAUAUGUAUUUCAUAGAGUUUAUCCUACUUACUAGGGAAAAUACAUUAUUCCAUCCCUGAACGACUGUGACCUCUGUUAAUGUGUGAUUGUUCAUACUGUAGCCUAAACACAAUCAGGGAACAAGUUCCCGUGUGGCUCAGUUGGUAGAGCAUGGUGUUUGCAACGCCAGGGUUGUGGGUUCGAUUCCCACGGGGGACCAGUACAGAGAAAAAAAUGUAUGAAGUGUAUGAAAUGUAUGCAUUCACUACUGUAAGUCGCUCUGGAUAAGAGCAUCUGAUAAAUGACAAAAAAUGUAUUUAGAGCAACUGAAGUUAAGUCCAUAAAAAAACAUUAUGAUAGAUUCAAAUAUACAUUUAAUGUAGAGAGUAAUUUAUCGAAAAAUCACCCUUCAGCUAGGAACUAAAGUUCGCUGUGCUAUGUUGCUGGUCAGACGAAAUAUAUUGCUAUAUUCAGUUGCAGGGUGAGUUGAAGCAAAGAUUAUGGAUAUAUUGACAAGAUGCAUGUCUCUCCACCCUAACCAAUGAGAGUCCAACAAAACGUCACGGAAAGGAUUCGUCUAGUUCCCGCCUAUCCUUUCUUUGGAUUGGUGCAUACAUCUCAUUAUUAUAAUCCUUUUCUUUUUUUUGAAAAUAUUCGACGAGGGUUGUUGACGUCAGCCGCCUGUAUUCACUGGAGAGAGAUGCUAUGCUAGCUAGCCUCAUCAUGAAUAUGCAUAGCCGUCUCAAUACAACUCCUAUAUAAAAUGAUUUUUGUUUCUUCCUCAAAGCUGCCAGGAUUUCACAUAUUCUACUUAUAUCGUUAAACUCGUAACAACUUACGAACCUUCUAUUCGAUCAAAUAAACUUCAGGGGGGGGGAAAACACUCCUUGUGGCUCGGUUGGCGAAACGACGAAGAAAUGCCAACUGCUGAAGGGAGACACAUUUUUUUCUGCAUCGUCUCUCGUCCAUCUUUCUCUCUGGUUGAAGUUCCUUACGAUCCUUGGGGCGUCCUUGGGGCAUCCUUGGGGCAUCCUUGGGACAUCCUUGGGACGUCCUUGGGACAUCCUUGGGACAUCCUUGGGGCGUCCAUGGGACAUCUUUGGGACAUCCUUGGGGCGUCCUUGGGACAUCCUUUGGGACGUCCUUGGGGCGUCCUUGGGGCGUCCUUGGGGCGGCAGGGUAGCCUAGUGGUUUAGAGCGUUGGGCUAGUUAACUGACUAGUUAAUUUUAAAGGUCAAAUAAAACAUGAAUCAAACCCAGCAGUUGCUUUCUGUGUGGUGUUACAUUGGAUUUAACCAGCUUAGGUAUCACAUUAAAUCUGUGUGGAUUUUAACAGUAAUAGCAGCAGAAGGUUUGAAUGUUGAACUGUUGUUGAACACAUAUCCAUUAAACAUGUUGGAUUACAUCAUGAAAAAAAAACAGUUGGAUCAGUAUUUAUCAUUCAGCGUUGAUGAAGCUGUCGGUCUGAUCGAGGCGUUAGGGGGAGGUUCCGAGGAUCCCGGAUAGGUUAGCACCUUGAAAAAGUUGAAAAUUGAUCGACCAAAGCAAAAUAAUAAUAAUAAUGUUUCCAAACUCUGACAGAACGGACAUGAGACUACAUUCUAUGAAGCAGCGUUGUCUUUCUCUUCAGAGGAGACCGUUGGCCAAAUACGAUAAUACACAGAACGGUUAGCCUCAUUUUCCUGUGUUGACAAGCUAGCUUACUGACUAUACAAAUCAUUAAAAUCCAGACGGAAAAUAUUUACACAAGAAGCAACCUAAUAUCACACAGUCAACCUCUCAUUUCAUUUAGUAAGUUCACCAUUCUGCCGUUCUCACUGUUAAACAUCGCACAGUGUUCAACACAACGGCUCUUUAUGUCAAUCAUUUAAUCUGAUCAGUCAACACCAGGUUUCUUUUUCUAAAGUAAUCUAGUAUCAUUUCAUUUCAACCCAAUAAGCAAAAAAAAUAAAAACUGUACCAAUCUGGUGGUCUUUACAGCUGGCGUACUUUGAAGAACGUCCACACUUUAUUCCCCCCCCCCGGCCUAAUAUUAUGCGGGUGCCAUAAGCUAGCUAGCUAGCUAGUUAAUAGCAUGACAGAAGUACACCGGCGUAUACACAACAUCUUCCUCAAAGUUGUCCUGUUUCCGAGGCACUAUGAAAGAAAGGACAACUGCGUCCUGCAGCUUCCUGCUACAGCGCCGUCACCAACGACCAGUUUGAAACGGUCCAAUUUCACUGGGCGGUAGGUACAGGGAGGCAACUACCAGAUGCUGAGGACGGGCUGCUUCCCCUUUAUCAAGUAACCAAGCACCGCCACAGAACCUAGACUUUGAAGACAAGUUCUUCAGCGUGUUUAAAGUCAUCAAUUUAAGCCAAGGGGAGACUAGUGACCUCGGCAUACAGUUGAAGUCGGAAGUU
Molecule: messenger RNA, 6213 nt
Organism: Salmo salar (Atlantic salmon)
Lineage: Eukaryota; Metazoa; Chordata; Actinopteri; Salmoniformes; Salmonidae
Gene: iqch
Product: IQ motif containing H
Molecular function (GO): protein binding
Source: RefSeq, a predicted model, not a curated record